Molecule: messenger RNA, 3309 nt
Organism: Capsicum annuum
Lineage: Eukaryota; Viridiplantae; Streptophyta; Magnoliopsida; Solanales; Solanaceae
Exons: 14
Coding region: 251-2794 (847 amino acids)
Cellular component (GO): plasma membrane
Source: RefSeq, a predicted model, not a curated record
CAACGGUCAAACCACAAAUCAAGAAAAUACACAAACCAUUCACCUAAUUUAAUUAUUUUAUACAAUUUAUUAUACACUCAAAAAUCUGAUUCACUGAAUUAAAAUUUUGGAAUUUUUUUCUCUUUUUCUAAUGUAUGUGUUAUAUAUAUAUAUAUAGGUGUAUAUAGGUACAGAGAGAAGAUGAGGAGAAUGAUUCAGCAAAAAAUUCUCAUUCUCUACUAAAGAAUCAGCUUCGAAAGGGGAAACAAACAUGUUUUUGAUUCUGGGUCAUUCUUGUUCGAAUCUUUUUUUAGUUGUUGUAGUGUUAUCAGCUACUUGUUUUUAUUCUUGUUGGGUUUUGUAUGGAGAACAAGUCCAAGGUGGUGGUGGUGGUGAUGGUCAGCAUAACACUGUCACUCUUUCUAGCUUCAUUUAUACAACUACUGUGCUUAGACCUUAUCAAUGGCGAUACAUUAGUGUGGACUUACCACUAUGGUUCUCCUCGGUGACUAUUGCUUUGGAAUCCAGUGUCGGCAUUGAUCUGAAAAGAUUUGGAAAAGUAAGUACUUUGCCGAUGCUCUGCUUCCGAGAAGGAAGUCCUCCCCUUCCAGAUGUUUAUAAUACUUCUUAUACUGGUCUAGUGUUAGACUAUAUUUCCAAUAGUUCCUUUGGUGGGUCAGAAGAUCUUCAAAUUGUUGAGAAGUGCUAUCCCAUGCAGAAAACAAUAUCCUUGAUGUUGACAAAUGAGCAGAUUCGACCAGGAAUAUGGUAUUUUGGGCUAUUUAAUGGCAUCGGACCUAUAAGGACACAAUCAAAAAUGAUUAAUCGAGGACAUUCGUACUCAUUCAGUGGUAAUAUAACUGUGGAAGGGUGUAGAAAUUCAGCUGUGUUGGGAAAAUUCUGCAACCAAACAGUUAGUUUACUCUCAUGUUUGGACACCUAUAUAUCUCCUGAAAAUGGAAUCGGUAGCCAAUCUUAUAGAACUGCAGUAAAUGCGACUCCCUGUGGAGGUACCGAGAACAGCUGUCUUGACGUUGCUGGGUCAAAAGUCUACUCAUUGGAUGUAGUGAGUAUUGCUGAGGAGCUGAUAAUCACAGCAUUAAAUGUCACGUCCACUCAGUCGCGGCAUUCUAAUGGAACCAUCAGCCGUGGGAGUGGAAUUACCCUAAUGUGCUAUGUUCGGCAUGGGGCUAUACCGCUGCCACAACUGUAUGAUUAUUCUGCUGACAUUAACGGACCCCCCUUGGUCAUACCUUUACCAAGGCUUGGUCGUUGGUAUAUUAGAAUUCAGCCAGCAAACCUUUCAGAAAGCACGGUGGUAAUCCAAGAAAUGAGCACUGCAAUAUGCUAUUCAUUGGAAUGGCAAGUACUUCAGUGUCCUGCAGAUAAGGCUGGAUUGAACUGUACAACAGCAAAAUACACACUUCAGACUUUUCUGAAGAAAAGCCCAUCUGUUUUUGCAUCUGAUUAUCUACCUAUCAGUGGAAAAGUUUCCUCUGACUCUGCUAAUUUCCCUUUGGGACCUCUUUUGAGUAAUUCCUCUGGUGGGGAGAUGACGAAUUACACUUGGACCUUUUUCCUUCUGGACAUUCCCGAUGCUGCUGCUGGCGGAAAUAUCCAUGUCCACCUUACAUCAGAAGCAAAGAUAAGUGGGGAAAUAUAUGCCAGAUAUGGUGGAUUUCCAUCUCUUAGUAACUGGGAUUACUUUUAUGCAAACAGCACAAGCAACAGCAAUGGUUCCAUGUUUUUUAAGAUAUAUGAUGCAAGUGAUAAAUCCGUUAGCUUUUAUAUCAUAUAUCCUAGAGGAGGAACGUGGUGUCUUGGGUUAAGGCACCCAAUUUUGAACGGGCAUAGUUCGACAACUGAAACUAUCAUGUCUAUCUCACUAGAGAGAUGCCCAGAGACGUGCUCUUCGCAUGGGCAAUGCAAGCACGAGUUGGAUGCAAAUGGUCUCACAUUGUACAGUUUCUGUGAUUGUAAUCGACGCUAUGGAGGCUUUGACUGCAGUAUUGAACUGGUUUCUUCUUCAGGACGAGUGCUGAAAACUCAUGUAGGGCACAUGUGGCAAUCAAUUUCCCUUAUUGCAUCCAAUGCUGCAGCUUUGCUACCUGCUUAUUGGGCCCUCCGUCAUAAGGCAUUUGCUGAAUGGGUUCUUUACACAUCAAGUGGUAUCUCUAGUGGCCUAUAUCAUGCAUGUGAUGUUGGCACUUGGUGUCCAUUGACCUUUCAUGUCUUACAGUUCAUGGAUUUCUGGCUAUCUUUCAUGGCUGUUGUCAGUACUUUUGUGUACUUGGCUGCUAUUGAUGAAGUUUCAAAGAGGACGAUUCACACUGUUGUCGCAAUCGUAACAGCCCUCAUGGCUGAAAGUGGACCAACCAGGUCCUCGAACAUUAUUCUUGUCGUGGCUAUUGGGACUUUGGGACUGGUCAUUGGGUUCCUCAUUGAGUUCUUUACUCAUCAUAGGUGGAUCUCCUUUUCAGCAGAACUUUGUUUGAACAUGCUCAACAGAUGGCAAACUGUAAAAGCAUGGAUUCAUAAUUUCAUUCGGUCACUUCUGAAGCGCUUUCGGUGGGGCUUUAUACUUGCGGGAUUCAUUGCAUUAGCAAUGGCUGCUAUUAGCUGGAGAUUAGAGACAAGUCAAACUUACUGGAUAUGGCACAGUUUAUGGCAUGUUUCAAUAUAUACUUCUUCAUUUCUUUUUCUCUGCUCAAAAGCAGCAGCAGUAAACUGUGAGAAUGAACAACCUCGAUCAGAGAACUAUGAGUUGGCUCGACAAAAUUCUUUCACUGGUAGUAAUGAAAGAGAUGGUAGAUAGUUUAUAAUAGAAUCUACUUUAGCCCAAGCACAUAAUAUAUAGAGCUGUCGAUGCUGAGAAUGUACAAUGAACUAUACCAUGAAGGCACUUCUCUCCGUUAGGAAGGUGAUUAGUGGAUAAGGAAAAGCAAAUGUUUGUUAGUCGUUCUUAACAAUCAAAAAAGAAAAGUUUAUUAGUUGUUCUCAAAGAGAUUUUUUUUCUUCUUUAAAGUUUUCCGUUGGCAGGGACACACCAGCUGUGUCCUGUUUUAUGUAACAUUGUUUAUAGGAACCAAAAGCAGGAAAGGUCCAUUUUGUAUAGUCAGGAAAGUUAAAACAUACAAUAGGCAAGAUGAAAAGAUUGGUGCAAGAGAAAGGUCCAAGGUAUAGUACCUUUGCUUCAUUCUUUCUCCGUCACAGCAAUACUGGUGGCAGAGAUGCAAGUUAGACCACACAAGUUCAUAUAUUGGUGAAGUCUGUAAAGAAACUGGUCCAAUGAGGAGUCUUGUUUAUAGAGUCCCAUAUAUAUUGCUGCAA